AUGAUCGAGGUGGUGUUGAACGACCGAUUGGGAAAGAAGGUGCGCGUGAAAUGCAACGACGAUGACACCAUCGGCGACCUGAAGAAACUGGUGGCGGCUCAGACGGGCACCAGAGCCGACAAGAUCCGCAUCCAGAAGUGGUACACCAUUUACAAGGAUCACAUCACUCUUAAGGAUUACGAGAUUCACGAUGGCAUGGGUCUCGAACUCUACUACAACUAA
Molecule: messenger RNA, 222 nt
Organism: Sphenostylis stenocarpa
Lineage: Eukaryota; Viridiplantae; Streptophyta; Magnoliopsida; Fabales; Fabaceae
Source: the annotation of a GenBank genome assembly